UGAUCGACACCAUACAUCCAGUGCAAUUCCUGUUCCAAAGAGACAGAGCGCUAGCUUCGGCAGAUUGGAUAUUGGCUUUUCCAGUGGGCUUCCUUCUCCAGAUAAAGGACUCCGAAAACGAGCCAGCACGGGAAAUGAAAGACUACAGUACAAAACUCCUCCUCCUAGUUACAACUCGGCUUUAACACAGACUGUUGCCGUCACAGCCCGUGUAGGAGAGUUAGAUAAAAAACCUGCAUCGAUAUCUUCCUCCUUGGAUACCUCUAUGGACUCCUCGAAAGGAAACACCGAGAAAGGCGAGGACUUGUGCAGGAGUUUAAAUGGAGAAAACGGGAAUUUCAGUAAUACCCAAGAGCGGCAGGAGUCUUUCCUAGGACAUACUAGUGCAAUAAAUGGGGCGUUUGUGCCCGGUGAGUGCUCUGGCACGGCGAGCAACGAGCAACCCUGUGAGUUUCGUCCCUCGCUUGGCCCUGUCCUUUGCUGCACCGUGGAGCAAGCGGAGGAGAUCAUGGGGAUGGAAGCCACGGGGUUCAGCACGGGAGAUCAGCUAGAAGACUUUAACUCCAUCCCGGUGGAGCACGCCGUGGCGGUGGAGUGCGAUGAACAAGUCCUAGGGGAGUUUGAGGAGUUUUCUCGAAGGAUCUAUGCACUGAAUGAAAAUGUGUCCAGCUUCCGCAGACCGCGUAAAAGUUCGGACAAGUGAUCUUGGACAGGGAUUUGAUAGCAGACAUUGAGGUGAAAUCAGUGAUCUGGAAUAGAGAUAAAAUUGCACUUAUUCUUUAUAUUAAUUAUAAAAAAUAAAUAAAAAAGGUAAAGCUAUUCCUAUGGUGUUAGACAAACGGACUUAAGCACGGUAACACAGGAUCAUGGUAUAUUCACAGCCCAGGUAAAUUUUGAUUCUGCUUCCAGUCCUCUUAUGUCUGGUAUUUAUAAUCUGUUGGAAUAUUAUUUUUUUUUUUUUAGGCAUUGGAAUCCAUUUAUAAAGGCUUUCCUGGAAA
Messenger RNA from Pterocles gutturalis (yellow-throated sandgrouse), 998 nucleotides. Its product is annotated as UV radiation resistance-associated gene protein-like. The annotation marks the transcript as partial. NCBI's taxonomy places the organism in Eukaryota, Metazoa, Chordata, Aves, Pterocliformes, Pteroclidae. The transcript has a single exon. The record is from RefSeq and is a predicted model, not a curated record.